UUUGGAAAGGGAUUUCUGCCCCUCCAAGGGCUUUGGAAAAUAGUUUGUGCCCAUCCAAUGCCUUUGGAGAGGAAUUUAGAGAGGGAUUUGUGUCCCUCCAAGCGCAUUGGAAAGGGAUUUGUGCCCUUCCAAGGGAUUUGUGCCCUCUCAAGGGCAUUGGAAAAAGAUUUGUGCCCCUCCAAUGUCUUUGGAGAGGGAUUUGGAAAAGGAUUUCUGCCCCUCCAAGGGCUUUGGAAAGGGAAUUGUGCCCCUUCCAAGGCAUUUGGAAAAGGAUUUUUGCCCCUCCAAGGGCUUUGUGCCCUUCCAAGGGCAUUGGAAAAGAAUUUCUGCCCCUCCAAUGGCUUUGGAAAAGAAUUUGUUCCCAUCCAAGGGCUUUGGAGAGGGAAUUGUGCCCCCCCAGGGGCUUUGGAGAGGGAUUUGGAAAGGGAUUUCUGCCCUUCCAAGGGAUUUGGAAAAGGAUUUGUGCCCCUCCAAGGGCUUUGUGCCCUUCCAAGGGCUUUGGAAAAGGAUUUCUACCCUUUCCAAGGGCUUUGGAGAGGGAUUUGUGCCCCUCCAAGGCAUUUGUGCUCUCCCAAGGGUGGGAGCAGCGCUGGAUUUCGGACUCGAGCCCCUCGCCCACCCCUGGGAAGGUUUUGGGGUGCUCAGGGCAGCCCUGGAGACAGGGAAGGUGGAAAAGCGGCACAGGGAUCCCUCUGGAUCAUCCCUCCCACCCCAGGAUCCCUCUGGAUCAUCCCUCCCGCCCCAGGAUUCCCUUCCCUCGGGCUCAAAUCCCAAAGGGAGCAGGGUUGGGAGCUGCCCACCCCAAUCAUGGAUUGCUUUUCAUUCCACAGGGAAAAACAAAAACAACAAAAAAAACCCAAAAACAAAACCUGGAUGUGGCCGAGUGCACAAGCUCUGGGUCCUAAAGGAAUGGAAAAAGUGGGGAAAGGGAAGGAUCCAAGGAAAAGGGAGGGAUCCAAGGAAAAGGGAAGGAUGAGGUAUAGCAACAAGCGGAGCUCCAGGCCCUGGGGCAGCACUGGGAUCUCCUGGAUUCUCCUGGAUUCUCCUGGAGUCCGUCCCGGUGUUCCUGAGGGAUGCUCGGGGGUCCCACCACGUGGAGGUUCCUCAGCCACCCAGACCAACACUUGGACACUUUUCUGUGUCUUUUUUAACCCCAAAAUCUUCCUCAGGUGAGCGGGAUUGUCCCCUCAGAGUGACCCCCAAAAUUCCAACCCUGUUAUUUCGGAUGCUUUUUUUUUUUUUUUUUUUUUUUUAUUUCCCUAAAAAGUCUUUCCUGCAGCUUUUCAACUCCUAAAAGUGAUUUUCACUCCUUUAACCAACCAGCCAAGGAUUGGGAGGGGGUUUCUCCAUGAAAAAGACAAAUCCUGGCCUGUCCAUGGAAGUGUCCCAGGAUGGGGCUUGGAGCAGCCUCUGAGGGGCUGGAAUUUGAUGGAUUUUUGUCUUUCCCACCCAAACCAGCUUGGGGUUUGUGGAGCAGAGGGAAAACUUCCAGUUGGAACAUUGGGAAAGGCCUUGCUGCCCUUGGAAAACCCUGCUGGGAAUUCUCCAGAAUUCUCCAGAUCCAUCUGCAGCCGUGGAAUCCCCAGGGAAAGCAGGGAGAGAUCUUCCCAUCCAUGAGGGAAAACAAAUUCAGUUUGGAUUCAGUUCCUUAAUUCUGGUAUUUUCCAAACCAAUCCAGAGGUUCCCACAUCCAGGCAUUUCCCAUCCAUCCAUCCAGAAAGAAACCUCUGAUUUAACUGGAAAAAGUAUUUUCCACCUGUUUUUUUCUGUGAGGAAAAAAUCCUUCCUGGGAUUUGUAAAUCCAGGUGGGAAUGGUGGAAUCCAGGCUGGAUUUCCUAAAUUGUGGUGUCAGGCAGUGAACAGAAGAGAUUCCCUGUCAGCCCAAGGGAAUCCUGAUCCCAUUCCUGAGGAAUUCCUGCUCUGGGUGGAAUUCAGAGCUGGGAAAGGUGGAGGGGAUUUUUGGGGAUUUUUUCCUCCCCUCUCUGGUGCUCUGUGGCAGUAGAUUCAGGGAUUUGCCUCUGAAUUCCAUUGGAUUUUGGGAAUUCUCCACCCAAACCUCCUCUCCCAGGUUUCUCAGCGUGCCCUGGUGGUGAUGGAAGAGCAGCUGCAUCCCAAAUUCUUGUAAAUUUUCCCUGGAUUUUGGCAAAUCUGGUCCAUUCCAAACCAGGCAUAACUCAAGCCUGGAAUUUUGGAGUGUUCUCUGUGCUUUGUGUGAUUUUUGUCAGCUUUCAGAGGAUGUUCCAGCAUCAUCCCAAGAAUUUUAUUUUUUUUUAUCGGAUUCAUCCUCGUGAUUCCAGCUGGGGGCUUGGAUUUCAGUGCUGGCAGUGUCAGGUGGGGGCUGCUCCUCUCUGCUGGGGGCUGGGUGUGAAAUGUGCUGCAAAACUGAUGUAAUUCCAUAUUUAUUCCUCUUUCUAGAAAAAAAAAAAAAAAUCUCUGGCAAAUCCAGUGAUUUGGAUUCCUUUUCUCGAUAGGAAAUAGAGAAAACCAUCGAGCUCUAAAUUCCUUCCAGGGAAUUUUGCAAAAUCGAAUUGCACAUCAAAAAAAAAUGCCCUUUGUGAGAAAACAUUCCCUAGAAAAACA
This is a messenger RNA of Melozone crissalis (California towhee), 2580 nucleotides long. RefSeq lists its product as uncharacterized. NCBI's taxonomy places the organism in Eukaryota, Metazoa, Chordata, Aves, Passeriformes, Passerellidae. The record is from RefSeq and is a predicted model, not a curated record. The transcript has 2 exons. The coding region runs from base 58 to 1173 and encodes 371 amino acids.